AUGUUAGAGGAAGUGCCAAGGCAAGGAAUCCAAGAGCAAGUGCCAAGGCAGGGAAUCCAAGAGCAAGUGCCAAGGCAAGGAAUCCAAGAGCAAGUGCCAAGGCAGGGAAUCAAAGAGCAAGUGCCAAGGCAAGGAAUCCAAGAGCAAGUGCCAAGGCAAGGAAUCCAAGAGCAAGUGCCAAGGCAAGGAAUCCAAGAGCAAGUGGCAAGGCAGGGAAUCCAAGAGCAAGUGCCAAGGCAGGGAAUCCAAGAGAGGAAGUGCCAAGGCAAGGAAUCCAAGAGCAAGUGCCAAGGCAGGGAAUCCAAGAGCAAGUGCCAAGGCAAGGAAUCCAAGAGCAAGUGCCAAGGCAGGGAAUCCAAGAGCAAGUGCCAAGGCAAGGAAUCCAAGAGCAAGUGCCAAGGCAAGGAAUCCAAGAGCAAGUGCCAAGGCAAGGAAUCCAAGAGCAAGUGCCAAGGCAGGGAAUCCAAGAGCAAGUGCCAAGGCAAGGAAUCCAAGAGCAAGUGCCAAGGCAGGGAAUCCAAGAGCAAGUGCCAAGGCAAGGAAUCCAAGAGCAAGUGCCAAGGCAAGGAAUCCAAGAGCAAGUGCCAAGGCAGGGAAUCCAAGAGCAAGUGCCAAGGCAGGGAAUCCAAGAGCAAGUGCCAAGGCAAGGAAUCCAAGAGCAAGUGCCAAGGCAAGAAAUCCAAGAGCAAGUGCCAAGGCAAGGAAUCCAAGAGCAAGUGCCAAGGCAGGGAAUCCAAGAGCAAGUGCCAAGGCAAGGAAUCCAAGAGCAAGUGCCAAGGCAGGGAAUCCAAGCGCAAGUGCCAAGGCAAGGAAUCCAAGAGCAAGUGCCAAGGCAGGGAAUCCAAGAGCAAGUGUCAAGGCAAGGAAUCCAAGAGCAAGUGCCAAGGCAAGGAAUCCAAGAGCAAGUGCCAAGGCAGGGAAUCCAAGAGCAAGUGCCAAGGCAAGGAAUCCAAGAGCAAGUGCCAAGGCAGGGAAUCCAAGAGCAAGUGCCAAGGCAAGGAAUCCAAGAGCAAGUGCCAAGGCAGGGAAUCCAAGAGCAAGUGCCAAGGCAAGGAAUCCAAGAGCAAGUGCCAAGGCAGGGAAUCCAAGAGCAAGUGCCAAGGCAAGGAAUCCAAGAGCAAGUGCCAAGGCAGGGAAUCCAAGAGCAAGUGCCAAGGCAAGGAAUCCAAGAGCAAGUGCCAAGGCAAGGAAUCCAAGAGCAAGUGCCAAGGCAAGGAAUCCAAGAGCAAGUGCCAAGGCAGGGAAUCCAAGAGCAAGUGCCAAGGCAAGGAAUCCAAGAGCAAGUGCCAAGGCAGGGAAUCCAAGAGCAAGUGCCAAGGCAAGGAAUCCAAGAGCAAGUGCCAAGGCAAGGAAUCCAAGAGCAAGUGCCAAGGCAGGGAAUCCAAGAGCAAGUGCCAAGGCAGGGAAUCCAAGAAGGCAGGGCAUCCAAGAGGGAGCGAGGCGAGCCCGAGAGCAGACACGGCGACGGGGAGGUAA
Penaeus chinensis is the source of this 1476-nucleotide messenger RNA. RefSeq names its product repetin-like. The record is from RefSeq and is a predicted model, not a curated record. The transcript has 2 exons. Lineage: Eukaryota; Metazoa; Arthropoda; Malacostraca; Decapoda; Penaeidae. The coding region runs from base 1 to 1476 and encodes 491 amino acids.